GCUCGGCACUGUAAGCUCCUACGGCUUCAUCUGGCAAGAGGGAGUUUGCUCUGGCACAGAGCUAAAUAUUAUUAAGACUGUGUGUGUGUGUGUGCGUGCGCCUGUGUGUGUGUGUGAUCCUGAGGGGGGGGGGAGUGGGACAGAGAGGAGGAGUUUGUACAGCCAAGCUGUUCCAAAGAUCCAGGGAAGGGGAAAAGGGAAAAAAAGAAAAACCCCACAACAAGUUGUUGCUGAAAGAGAGAGGAAGCUGGAAACGAGGGGAUCGUAUGGGCUGGGCAGGAACGGCUGAGUGUUUGGGGACCGAUUGCUGCCCAGCACCCCAGAGGAACAACAGCCACAGAGGCACCAGAAGAAUGCAGCUGACCAAGCCCGGGAAGGUGUCUGAGCCACACAGCUUCAAAGAGAAGGUGUUCAAGAAGAAGAAAAAGGCAUGCGUGGUGUGCAAAGAAUCCAUCGAGUCCCAGGGCCUUGUUUGCAAAGUGUGCAAAGUGGCAAGUCACAAGAAAUGCGAAGGCAAGGUCCCAUCCUCCUGCCAGCCACCUCCUCCACCCGAACUGAGACGGAAUACAGCCCCAGUCCGGCGCAUCGAGCAUUUGGGUUCCACCAAGUCCCUCAACACUGCAAAACAACGUAACACACUGCCCAGGAGCUUCAGUCUGGACCACGUGAUGGAACGCAAGUAUGAUUUUGACCUCACUUACAUCACCGAGCGCAUCAUCUCGGUCUUCUUUCCCCCUGCCUUGGAGGAGCAGCGUUACCGUGGCAACCUCAGGGAGGUGGCUCAGAUGCUGAAAUCCAAGCAUGAGGACAAAUACAUGCUCUUCAACCUGUCAGAGAAACGGCAUGACAUCAUCCGGCUGAACCCCAAGGUUCAGGAUUUUGGCUGGCCAGACCUCCAUGCUCCACCACUGGACAAAAUCUGCUCCAUUUGCAAAGCCAUGGAAACCUGGCUGAAUUCAGACUCACAGCAUGUGGUUGUGCUACACUGCAAGGGCAACAAAGGAAAAACUGGUGUGAUCGUGGCGGCCUACAUGUACUAUAGCAAAAUCUCUGCAAGUGCGGACCAAGCCCUCAGCACGCUAACCAUGCGCAAGUUCUGUGAGGACAAGGUGGCAGCCUCAUUGCAGCCCUCGCAGAAGAGGUGA
Sphaerodactylus townsendi is the source of this 1145-nucleotide messenger RNA. Its product is annotated as tensin-2-like. Lineage: Eukaryota; Metazoa; Chordata; Lepidosauria; Squamata; Sphaerodactylidae. The coding region runs from base 267 to 1145 and encodes 292 amino acids. Gene Ontology annotation, biological process: peptidyl-tyrosine dephosphorylation. The record is from RefSeq and is a predicted model, not a curated record. The transcript is spliced from 11 exons. Gene Ontology annotation, molecular function: protein tyrosine phosphatase activity.